Hyphopichia burtonii NRRL Y-1933 is the source of this 2297-nucleotide messenger RNA. RefSeq names its product mRNA-binding ribosome biosynthesis protein (gene NOP4). Bases 56 to 2245 code for a protein of 729 amino acids. Lineage: Eukaryota; Fungi; Ascomycota; Pichiomycetes; Serinales; Debaryomycetaceae. Gene Ontology annotation, molecular function: RNA binding. The record is from RefSeq and is a predicted model, not a curated record. The transcript has a single exon.
GAAAAAGGUAUAACUACAACUAUACUAAGGUAUUCUACAAGAACCAGGCUCAGAGAUGUCUACAGUGGAAACCGCACAAGCUGCCAGUGCCAGUGAAAAUGGUACAUCGCCAUCGCAGACUGGGGCACCAAUAGAUGAUUCCUUGGACAGAAAGACUUUAUUUGUUCGUUCUAUUCCAUUUGAAGCUACUUCCGAAGAGCUUUCGGAGUAUUUUUCUCAGUUUGUUCCAGUUAAGCAUGCUGUUAUUGUUAACGAUAAUGAGGGUAAGUCCAGAGGAUUCGGUUUCGUUUCUUUUACCUUGGAUGAUGAUACUGUUACUGCGUUAGCAGAAUCAAAAAAGAAUAAAUUCAAAGGACGCUCUUUAAGAGUUGAUAUUGCCAAAAGAAGAGAUCGUAAAGAUAAAGAGUCUAGUGCAAAGGAAGAGACCAAAAAACUGCCAGUUUCAGCUCCUGAAAAGAGAAGAGCUCGUUUGAUCAUUCGUAACUUACCAUGGUCUUGUAAAAACCCUGAAACUUUGAAAAAAUUGUUUGCCAAAUAUGGUGCAGUUUUUGAUGCUUAUAUACCUAAGAAAAAGGGAGGUCAAAUGUGUGGGUUUGCAUUCGUUACAAUGAAGAAACACGCUGCAGCAGAUAGAGCUAUCAAGGAAUCUGCAGGUUUGAAGAUCGAUGGUAGAGAAGUUGCCGUUGAUUUAGCUAUUGAAAAAUCAAAAUGGGAAGAAGUUAAAGAAAAAGAAGUUGAGCAAGAGGACGAUGAGGACGAUGAAGACGACGAAGAAGAUAGCGAAAUUAAAGAAAACGAUGAAGAAGAAGAGGAAGAGGAAGUUGACGAAGAUGAAGAGAAGGAUUUCCAUGACUUAAAUCAAGUUAAUUCUGACGACGAAGUUGAAGACGAGGAUGAGGAAGAAGAAGAGGAAAAACCAAAAUCGAAGAAGAACAGACAAGAAGCAUACUCUAUAUUUGUUCGUAAUAUUCCAUAUGAUGCCGAUGAAGAAUCUUUACGUGAACAUUUUGAAAAAUUCGGUCAAGUUAAAUAUGCAUUACCUGUCAUUGAUAAAGAAACUGGUUUAGCUAAAGGUUCUGCGUUUGUUGCUUUCAAGAGACCAGAUGCUUAUGAAAAGUGUUUGGCAGGAGCACCCACUGUUGAAUCCACUUCUAUGUUAAUUGCGGAUGAUGUUUCUCCAGAUUACGUUUACCAAGGACGUAUUUUAUCUAUAGCAUCUGCUGUUGAUAGAGACUCUGCUCUCAAAUUAUCAGAAAGAAAUGCAGAUAAAAGAAAAGAAGUAUUAGGGAAAGCCCCUGGUGAAAAAGAUAAGCGUAAUUUGUUUUUAUUGAAUGAAGGUAGAAUUACUGAAAAUUCUAAAUUAGCUCAGCAAAUUAGUAAAUCUGAUUUAGAAUUAAGAGAAAAAUCUUAUAAAUUAAGAGUCCAACAGUUAAAUAAAAAUCCAGCAUUGCAUUUAUCAUUAACAAGAUUGGCAAUUAGAAAUCUUCCAAGAGCAUUAAACUCUAAAGCUUUAAAAGCUUUAGGUCGUAAAGCUGUUGUUCAAUUUGCUACUGAAGCCAAAGAAGAGUUGAGACAACCAUUAUCUAAAGAAGAGCUCAAUCGUUCAAUAAAAUUCAAACACGAAUCUGGUGAAUUUGAAACUAAAACAGAUGGUCCAAAAAAAUCCAAGAAUUCUGGUGUUGUUAAACAAGCUAAAGUUAUCACUGAAGUUAAAGGUUCUGGUGAAGCAGGAAGAAGUAGAGGUUAUGGUUUUGUUGAAUUUAGAGAUCAUAAAUGCGCUUUAAUGGGUUUAAGAUGGUUGAAUGCUCAUGAAGUUACUAUUCCUGAAAUCUUAGAAGGUUUAACCGAUGAAGAGAAAAAAUUGGCCGAAUUAGAAGGUUUAAACAAGAGAAAACUUAUUGUUGAGUUUGCUGUUGAAAAUGCCCAAGUUGUUAAGAGAAGAAGAGAUAAGGUUUUCCAAGCUCGUAACAGACACUUGCUUGAUUCCAAAGAUAAACCUAACGACAAGAAAAGAAAGAGAGAUGACGAUGAUGAUGAUUCAAAAGAUGGUAAGAAAGGUGGAAAGAAUAAAAAGGCCAAAAAAGGUGGUCAAAAGAAAGGUAACAUGAAUAAAGGUAAUAUGAACAAAGGUGACAAGAAAGAAAGCUCAAACAAAUCUGAAGAUAACAAAGAUAAGUCAGGACUUUCCAGUGAUGUCAAGAAACUUAUUGGUAUCAAACGUAAAAGAAGAAAGAAUAAGAACUAAGCCCGGAAUUUUUAACCAGUCCACCUAGCAUAGUCAUAUUUUCGAUUCUCAC